This is a messenger RNA of Phanerochaete carnosa HHB-10118-sp, 303 nucleotides long. RefSeq lists its product as uncharacterized. Lineage: Eukaryota; Fungi; Basidiomycota; Agaricomycetes; Polyporales; Phanerochaetaceae. Bases 1 to 303 code for a protein of 100 amino acids. The transcript is spliced from 4 exons. The record is from RefSeq and is a predicted model, not a curated record.
AUGACCGAAGGCUCUGCUCUGCCUAUUACAGUCCCCAUUAGCUCUGCUCCGACUGAAGAGGCUGCGCGCUCUGAUGACCAGGUCGCUAAGGGAAACACCGCAGCUCAGGGAGCUGCAAUGAAGAUCACUGGGAAGACUUACUGUUGUGACACUUGGAAGGCCGAGCACCCUGACUGCCAAGAGGACUUGGCUGCCUUUGAGGCCUAUUGGAAGGGCCUCACCGAGGGAGAGAAAAGGAAAUUCAAUAAUCUUGCAGCCAAGGCGAAGCGUCAGCUGAAUCGGACGGCGGCGAGCACGGCGUAA